GACGGCUUCUUCCAGGGUGGGUCCACCUCACCAUUAAUGGUGCCUGAGGGCUGUUUCCGGGGCGGGCCUGCCCCAGGGGAAGCCCUUCUCCCAACUGCAUCUCACCCCUUGCCCCCCUCCUUGUUGCUGUGGUCCCAUGAGACGACAGCUCACUCAUGCAGUGUCCCCGCUGCUGUCUUCUCGAAGCCUGUGCAGGCAGUGCAGGUGCCCAGGAGCGGCAGCUCCCUGCAUGUGUGGUGCUGUCAGAGUCCUUAGAGGGACAUGGGAAGCUGCUACUUCAAACCAGGAGGGCUAAGGCUUUAAGGUGGCAAAAUGGGUCACUGCUGGGAUUAUUUCCCAGCCUUGGGAAGACCCUGCUACCCCAAUUCCGGUGGAAUUCCUGGGGUCCCAGAGUUAGUCUUUCUUUUUAGAUCGAUGUUUUGGUUCUCUUUAACUGUAUUCAUUUGAUUAGUAUGUACCAAGGGUGUAGUGUGUAUCCAGCUCUGCAGCCGAUGGUGGAUAAACACUGGCAGGCAGACCUGCACCCAGUCCCUACCUGUGCGGGGUUUACCCGGUGGUGAAAUGCAGGCAUCCUGGGAAGCGUCACAGUUUUAAUGGGCGUCAGUUGUUACAGCUCAGGUUAAAUGCCUUGUCCUGGAUAAGAUGCUUUUCAAGGAUCUGGGUAAGGGCAAGGAAACCCCAAGAGCUUGCUGAGCUCCGGGAAUUGGCCUAGGCUGGGGGCCUGAGUCCCCGGUGGUGACAGCACUAGGGGCUGGGUCCUCGGGGUCUCCCUGGAGGGAGAGUCUCCUCUUUGUGUCCCUGGAAGGAGGUACUCUGGAGGAGCUAGAAGGCUGGAACCAUGGAGAAAAGAUGAAGGAGAAGUGGUCCCCGUCGUGGGAGGGGAGCGGGUUUUAAAAAACAUUUCAUUUUGUUUUUUGGCCAAAAAAUUAACAAUGUGUCCUUCAUUAUUCCAUUGAUGACAAAAUUUGUAUCUAGUCUCCGUUGUGUGGCACAUACUGUGCUAGUUAUUGAGGCUUCAACAGCGUGGGUGCUUGGGUGUGCCACAUACAGCUUACAGUCCUUGAGACCGUAGAUGCUGUGGUUAGAAUAGAGAAAUUGACGUUCCUGGCUUGGAAGCUUCUCUCAGUUUUUAUCUGCCCCGAAGGGUGGCUCUGUCUGCCCUGCCUGGGGGGGCUGGGCCAGACCUGUGUUCCUUUUGGGUCUGAGAACUUGUCCAGGGCCCUGGAAGAACGGAAUAUGUUAUAUUUUAGCAAGAUCAGUCAGUGGCUUUGAGAAAAGAAACCUUACAGCUGGUGGCCCUAGGCUGGGGUGGGUCCAGCCUGCCUAGCCCAGCCCUCCCUGUGGGAGGUGGCUGGCUCCUGUCAAUCAGUCCCAAGAGACUGAUUGAAGCAUAUUUGAAAUCUUGGGGGGAUUGUUCUGACCACCUGGUAAGCUUUUGAGUCACCGCCUUUUGGUGCCAGCUGUUGCGUGAGCAGGGAAUAGGAGCCCAAGCAAAGUGUAAUUAGGAAGGCAAAUCUGCCGCUAAAACCUCGCCUUGAUGAACACCAGGCUGAGGGUCCCGGCAUUGCUUCCCUUCUCGACUGUGCUCUGUUCUGAAUGGGAGGGUGAAACCAUCUUGGGGCACUGCCUCCGUUCUUUUGCAUCAUCCUGAUUGGCAGUGUUCAUUUCAGGAAUCUGAGACACCAGGCAUUCAGUGGACGUGCGUAUGACUGGAAAGUAGAAUCUCACUUCAAUUUUAUGUUCUGGAGCGUAUCUGUGUUAGUUUGCACGAGUGGGAGUUGGUUCUUUGGGAAUUCCUAAUUGCUUUGAGUGGGAUAAGCAUGGAGCGAGACCUUUAAAAGAUGAGGUUCGUUUCAUAAACCCACUGUGUACCAGCUGUGUGGCUCUGGGCAAGGUUACUUACCUGUCGGACUUCCGGUUCCUCAGUUACAAAAAGCAGGGACUAUGAUUUGCAGGGUUGCUGUGAGGACUAGGUGAAAUGCUGGAUCUUGCACAGUGUCUGGAGUGUUAAUUACAUGUGGGUAAUUAUGUGUGAGAUGCUGGCCAUCCUCCUUCUCGAGAGGAAAAAAAACAAAGUCAGAUGAAAAUCUAGUAGCAGGGAUAUCAGGCUGGAAGGUGUAGAGGGCUUUGGUAGUUUUGUGAAUCUACCAACAGUUAUCCAUUCGAAACAUAGUUUUGGACAUCCACUCUGUGGCAGGCUCUGGGAAUACAGUAGGAGGCAUGACCCUGUCCUGGGUCUUAAGGAGACUUCAAGAGACUGUCACAUCCAGAGAUUACUGCAAUAUGGCUUUGGGAGCACAAAGGAGGGAGAACUUCUCUAAAGAAAUGGCCUCUCUUCAGAGACCUGGCUAGGGAGGGGAGUUCGUCACGUGCAGGUGGGAAGUGGAGUAGGGUCCUCCAGCCAGAGUGGACAAGCGUGCUCGGAAGCCCAGAGCGAGGAGAGCGGCGCAUUCAGGGAACACGGGUAGGCUGUUCAUAGGGAAAUGCUGGGCGGGAAAGCUGGGGACGGUGCACCAUCUGCUCCAGGCUUGAGAACCGGGGCUGAUGAUAAAAGACGCUUUUCCAUAAUCAAGGCACCUACCUGCGCACAGGCAGAACAGAACCAACCCUUCUGAGGUGAGAGGUCUCCUUUCUCCUCUUCUGCCUUUCUCUUCUUCCCAAGUUCGAGGCUCCUUCCAGCAUAAAUAUUUCCGUUAUUGAAGGAAGGAAUCCAAGCACCAGCAUUCCGUUGCUUUCACACUAGAAUGUUUAAUGUCAGGCAUUUUCUGACAGGGAUCACCUUUGGAAAACGAAAGGCCAGUAAACAAUUAGAAUUACAAAUUGUCUCAUUUUCCUUCAGUGUUUUCUUUGAAGACCAGUUGGGUGGAAACAGACCUAAUUAUUUCUUUAUCACAUAUAAAAUACCCCAAAAGCCUGAGCCAAGCCUUCCUUUAGGUUAGUGAAUUACAUGGAGGAGAGGGCAGCCUAUUUCUAACCUGCACUAUUAAUUACAGGGCACUUGUAAAAAAGAAUUAAGCCUGGAAAUGCAGCUGGCAAGCUGACAUCUAAUUCUGUAAAUAAUUGAGAGUCAAACCAUUAUUUUCCUGAAAACUAGAAAUUGUUCAACGUACUUUCCUGAUUAGCACCUAAAUAAUAAAGUAAUUAUGUAAUUAGUAAGUAAUUUGUCACUUCAGGAUGUAAAUUUAAUUUAUUAUCUUUUCUUUUAAGCUUGGCACCAGAGGUAAUAGAGGCAGUAUCUGUGUUAACUGUAUUUCAAGGGGCAGGCCGGGCAGGCAGGGGCUGUGUCGGAGAUGAGCACACACUCUCAGUGAGAAGAGGCCUGCAAGUUAGGAUCCCAGGACCCCUUUACAGGACUUCGAAUAACUUUUUGCCAUUAUUUUUAGUAUAUUCUUAGACACUGGAUAAGAAUUGAUUUUUUCGAGGACGUACGAGGUGUAUGUUUUUGCAUGUGAUGACGCGUGCGAGGACGUGCAAGGUAUAUGUUUCUGUAUGUGAUGAUGCGUGUGAGGACGUGCGAGGUGUAUGUUUUUGUAUGUGAUGAUGCGUGCGAGGACGUGCGAGGUGUACGUUUUUGCAUGUGAUGACGCGUGCGAGGACGUGCGAGGUGUAUGUUUCUGUAUGUGAUGAUGCGUGCGAGGACGUGCGAGGUGUAUGUUUCUGUAUGUGAUGAUGCGUGCGAGGACGUGCGAGGUGUAUGUUUCUGUAUGUGAUGACGCGUGUGAGGACGUGCGAGGUGUAUGUUUUUGCAUGUGAUGACGCGUGUGAGGACGUGCGAGGUGUAUGUUUUUGUAUGUGAUGAUGCGUGCGAGGACGUGCAAGGUGUAUGUUUUUGCAUGUGAUGACGCGUGUGAGGACGUGCGAGGUGUAUGUUUUUGUAUGUGAUGACACGUGCGAGGACGUGCGAGGUGUAUGUUUUUGCAUGUGACGACGCGUCCGAGGACGUGCAAGGUGUAUGUUUCUGUAUGUGAUGACACGUGCGAGGACGUGCGAGGUGUAUGUUUUUGCAUGUGAUGACGCGUGCGAGGACGUGCGAGGUGUAUGUUUUUGCAUGUGACGACGCGUCCGAGGACAUGCAAGGUGUAUGUUUCUGUAUGUGAUGACACGUGCGAGGACGUGCAAGGUGUAUGUUUUUGCAUGUGAUGACGCGUGCGAGGACGUGCGAGGUGUAUGUUUCUGUAUGUGAUGACGCGUGCGAGGACGUGCGAGGUGUAUGUUUUUGUAUGUGAUGACGCGUGCGAGGACGUGUGAGGUGUAUGUUUUUGCAUGUGAUGAUGCGUGCGAGGACGUGCGAGGUGUAUGUUUCUGUAUGUGAUGACGCGUGCGAGGACGUGUGAGGUGUAUGUUUUUGCAUGUGAUGACGCGUGCGAGGACGUGCGAGGUGUAUGUUUCUGUAUGUGAUGACACGUGCGAGGACGUGCGAGGUGUAUGUUUUUGCAUGUGAUGACACGUGCGAGGACGUGCAAGGUGUAUGUUUCUGCAUGUGAUGACACGUGCGAGGACGUGCGAGGUGUAUGUUUUUGCAUGUGACGACGCGUCCGAGGACAUGCAAGGUGUAUGUUUCUGUAUGUGAUGACACGUGCGAGGACGUGCAAGGUGUAUGUUUUUGCAUGUGAUGACGCGUGCGAGGACGUGCGAGGUGUAUGUUUCUGUAUGUGAUGACGCGUGCGAGGACGUGCGAGGUGUAUGUUUUUGUAUGUGAUGACGCGUGCGAGGACGUGCGAGGUGUAUGUUUUUGCAUGUGAUGAUGCGUGCGAGGACGUGCGAGGUGUAUGUUUCUGUAUGUGAUGACGCGUGCGAGGACGUGCGAGGUGUAUGUUUUUGUAUGUGAUGACACGUGCGAGGACGUGCAAGGUGUAUGUUUCUGUAUGUGAUGACGCGUGUGAGGACGUGCAAGGUGUAUGUUUCUGUAUGUGAUGACGCGUGUGAGGACGUGCGAGGUGUAUGUUUCUGUAUGUGAUGACGCGUGCGAGGACGUGCGAGGUGUAUGUUUCUGUAUGUGAUGACGCGUGCGAGGACGUGCGAGGUGUAUGUUUCUGUAUGUGAUGACGCGUGCGAGGACGUGCGAGGUGUAUGUUUUUGUAUGUGAUGACGCGUGCGAGGACGUGCGAGGUGUAUGUUUUUGUAUGUGAUGAUGCGUGCGAGGACGUGUGAGGUGUAUGUUUUUGCAUGUGAUGAUGCGUGCGAGGGCGUGUGAGGUGUAUGUUUCUGUAUGUGAUGACACGUGCGAGGACGUGUGAGGUGUAUGUUUUUGCAUGUGAUGAUGCGUGUGAGGACGUGCAAGGUGUAUGUUUCUGUAUGUGAUGACGCGUGCGAGGACGUGCGAGGUGUAUGUUUUUGCAUGUGAUGACGUGUGCUCCUGCAUUCGUUCAGUGGCCACCCUCCGUGCGCCCCUGCUGCGCUCGCACUGAGCUGCAGGCUUUGGAGAUGAGAGAUGAAAGUGGUCUAGCUGUGGUCUUGCUCUUAAGAAGUGUUUUGGUAUCGGCCUGUAGGUCUGUGUAUGUGUGAACACCACUCAUUUGUUUGUUUCAUUCUUUCGUUCAUUCAACAAAUGUUUGCUGAGCCCUUGGCUACUACAUCCAGGAACUAUGCUAAAAGCUGGGCAUGUGGUGACCUACGCAAAAAGGGGCUGCUCUUAAGGAGCCACCAUCCUAAUAAAGGGGACAGCCCCUCCCACCUUUACAGAAACACCCCCCCAGUACAUCGAGGCCAAGGAGGGUGGUAGUAUCACCAUGACCUGCACAGCUUUUGGGAAUCCCAAGCCCAUUGUCACCUGGCUCAAGGAGGGGACGCUCCUCGGUGCUAGUGGGAAAUACCAGGUGAGUGACGGCAGCCUGACAGUGACAUCAGUCAGUCGGGAGGACAGAGGUGCCUACACCUGUCGAGCGUACAGCAUUCAGGGGGAGGCUGUCCACACGACCCACCUGCUUGUCCAAGGGCCCCCUUUCAUCGUCUCCCCUCCUGAGAACAUCACCGUCAACAUCUCCCAGGAUGCUCUGCUCACCUGCCGGGCAGAGGCGUAUCCGGGCAACCUCACCUACACCUGGUACUGGCAGGACGAGAAUGUCUACUUUCAGAACGACCUGAAGCUGAGGGUGCGCAUCCUAAUCGAUGGGACCCUGAUCAUCUUCCGGGUGAAGCCGGAGGACUCGGGGAAGUACACCUGUGUGCCCAGCAACAGCCUGGGGCGCUCCCCCUCCGCCUCGGCGUACCUGACCGUGCAGUACCCAGCCCGUGUCCUCAACAUGCCCCCUGUAAUUUACGUGCCCGUGGGGAUCCAUGGCUACAUCCGCUGCCCUGUGGACGCAGAACCACCGGCCACCGUGGUCAAGUGGAACAAGGACGGCCGUCCCCUGCAGGUUGAGAAGAACCUGGGUUGGACCCUGAUGGAGGAUGGCUCCAUUCGAAUUGAGGAGGCCACAGAGGAGGCUCUUGGCACUUACACCUGUGUGCCUUACAACACCCUGGGGACCAUGGGCCAGUCUGCCCCUGCGAGGCUUGUCCUGAAGGACCCCCCCUAUUUCACGGUGCUACCAGGCUGGGAGUACAGGCAGGAGGCCGGCCGGGAGCUGCUUAUCCCCUGUGCUGCCGCAGGGGACCCCUUUCCUGUCAUCACUUGGAGAAAGGUAGGGAAGCCCAGCAGAAGCAAGCACAGUGCCCUGCCCAGUGGGAGCCUGCAGUUCCGUGCCCUGAGUAAGGAGGACCACGGGGAGUGGGAAUGUGUCGCCACCAACGUGGUCACGAGCAUCACUGCCAGCACCCACCUCACCGUCAUCGGCACCAGCCCCCAUGCCCCGGGCAGUGUCCGGGUCCAGGUCUCCAUGACAACUGCCAACGUGUCCUGGGAACCAGGCUAUGAUGGAGGCUACGAGCAGACAUUCUCAGUUUGGUACGGACCUCUGAUGAAGCGGGCACAGUUUGGGCCCCAUGACUGGCUGUCCUUGCCAGUGCCGCCAGGACCCAGCUGGCUGCUGGUGGACACCCUGGAGCCUGAGACAACGUACCAGUUCAGCGUCCUGGCCCAGAACAAGCUGGGAACCAGCGCCUUCAGUGAGGUGGUCACUGUGAACACUUUAGCAUUCCCUAUUACAACUCCAGAACCCCUGGUGCUGGUCACCCCACCGAGGUGCCUCAUAGCCAAUCGGACUCAGCAGGGUGUGCUCCUGUCCUGGCUUCCACCUGCUAACCACAGCUUUCCCAUCGACCGCUACAUCAUGGAGUUCCGUGUCGCAGAGCGCUGGGAGUUGCUCGACGAUGGCAUCCCCGGCACCGAAGGAGAGUUCUUUGCCAAGGAUCUGUCACAGGACACGUGGUACGAGUUCCGGGUUCUGGCCGUCAUGCAGGAUCUGAUCAGCGAGCCCAGCAACAUCGCCGGUGUCUCCAGCACAGACAUCUUCCCGCAGCCGGACCUGACCGAGGACGGGCUGGCGCGGCCUGUGCUGGCGGGAAUCGUAGCUACCAUCUGCUUCUUGGCAGCUGCCAUCCUGUUCAGCACCCUGGCUGCCUGCUUUGUCAACAAGCAGCGCAAGCGUAAGCUCAAGCGCAAAAAAGACCCUCCACUCUCCAUCACCCACUGCAGGAAGAGCCUGGAGUCUCCCUUGUCCUCUGGCAAGGUGAGCCCCGAGAGCAUCCGCACGCUCCGAGCGCCGUCAGAAUCCUCCGACGACCAGGGCCAGCCCGCGGCCAAGAGGAUGCUGAGCCCCACCCGCGAGAAGGAGCUGUCGCUGUACAAGAAGACCAAGCGGGCCAUCAGCAGCAAGAAGUACAGCGUGGCUAAGGCAGAGGCCGAGGCAGAGGCCACCACGCCCAUCGAGCUCAUCAGCAGAGGCCCUGACGGCCGCUUCGUGAUGGACCCUGCCGAGAUGGAGCCCUCGCUGAAGAGCAGGCGCAUCGAGGGCUUCCCCUUCGCCGAGGAGACGGACAUGUACCCCGAGUUCCGCCAGUCGGACGAGGAGAACGAGGACCCACUGGUGCCCACAUCUGUGGCCGCCCUGAAGUCCCAGCUCACCCCUCUGUCAUCCAGCCAGGAGUCCUACCUGCCACCACCAGCAUACAGCCCUCGGUUCCAGCCCCGUGGGCUGGAGGGCCCCGGUGGCCUGGAAGGUCGGCUUCAGGCCACAGGCCAGGCCCGGCCCCCUGCCCCCCGGCCCUUCCACCAUGGCCAGUAUUAUGGGUACCUCAGCAGCAGCAGCCCUGGGGAGGUGGAGCCGCCCCCGUUCUACGUGCCAGAAGUGGGCAGCCCCCUGAGCUCCGUCAUGUCGUCCCCGCCCCUGCCCACCGAGGGGCCCUUUGGCCACCCCACCAUCCCCGAGGAGAAUGGAGAGAAUGCAUCCAACAGCACGCUGCCCUUGACUCAGACACCUACAGGAGGGCGCUCCCCUGAGCCCUGGGGCCGGCCAGAAUUCCCCUUCGGGGGGCUGGAGACCCCAGCAAUGAUGUUCCCCCACCAGCUGCCACCCUGUGAUGUGCCCGAGAGUCUGCAGCCCAAGGCCGGCCUCCCCCGAGGACUGCCCCCCACCUCCCUGCAGGUGCCCGCGGCCUACCCGGGCAUCCUGUCUCUGGAGGCACCGAAGGUUUGGGCAGGCAAGUCGCCCGGCAGGGGCCCUGUCCCAGCGCCUCCCGCCGCCAAGUGGCAGGACAGACCUAUGCAACCUCUGGUAAGCCAAGGGCAGCUGCGACAUACAAGCCAAGGCAUGGGCAUACCUGUGCUGCCUUACCCCGAGCCGGCUGAGCCGGGGGCGCACGGCGGCCCCAGCACAUUUGGCCUGGACACCCGGUGGUAUGAGCCCCAGCCCCGGCCCCGGCCUAGCCCUCGGCAGGCCAGGCGCGCCGAGCCCAGUUUACAUCAAGUGGUGCUACAGCCCUCCCGGCUCUCACCUCUGACCCAAAGCCCCCUCAGCUCCCGCACUGGCUCCCCUGAGCUCGCCGCCCGUGCCCGGCCUCGCCCGGGCCUCCUGCAGCAGGCAGAGAUGUCAGAGAUCACCCUGCAGCCGCCGGCUGCAGUCAGCUUUUCUCGAAAGUCUACGCCGUCCACAGGCUCCCCCUCCCAGAGCAGCCGCAGUGGGAGUCCCAGCUACCGGCCCGCCGUGGGCUUCACCACUCUGGCCACCGGCUACCCUUCCCCUCCACCCGGCCCCGCCCCUGCUGGGCCUGGGGACAGCUUGGACGUGUUUGGACAGACGCCCUCCCCUCGAAGGACGGGGGAGGAAUUGCUCCGACCAGAGCCCCCACCACCCACGUUACCUACUUCAGGAACACUUCCACCUGCACCCGGGAACGCUGCUGCACCUGAGAGGCUGGAGGCUCUGAAAUACCAACGGAUAAAGAAGCCCAAAAAGUCAUCCAAGGGCUCUUCGAAGUCAAAGAAACGAUCCGAUGAUUCUGCCUCCCAGACUCAGCAGCUUCCCAACUCUCAGGUUCUGUGGCCCGAUGAAGCUGUCUGCCUCCGAAAGAAGAAGAGACAUUCUCGUCCUGACCCCUUUGCCCGGCUCUCAGACCUGUGCCACCGCCAGCUUCCGGAAGACCAGACAGCGAUUCUCAACAGUGUGGACCACGAUGACCCAGGACAUGCCACUUUGCUGUGACGCCACCCCACUCUAGGUGUCCCCGGGGCGAGGUUGCUGGGCUCAGGCAGGGAGGGCCACUGUGUGGGGGUGUGUCCUCCUCCGCCUGCCAAGGGCGGCCCAGACCUUUGUCCUGCAUGCCCCCUCUUUUGCCAGAGCGGGUGUCUCCCUCCAGAUCCUGGCCGCCUGUCUUCAGGACGGAGGGUGGGCACACCUUCCACCUGUGGGUCGAGGUCAGGAAGUGGAUUGGAGACUGGGCAACACCUGUCUCCUCCCCUCCGCCCCCUGCUUCACUAGGUUGAUUUUUCUCAUCUCUUCCAAUGUCUUUGGAAGUGAAGAGGAAAGCAAUGGCUUUUACUGCUCUCUGCUUCUGUUUCAGUUUUUCAAGUCCUGGAAGAAGGGUGGACUUAAUGUCCGUCUUCCACACCCCACAUAUAUAUAGAUAUAGAUACAGAUGCAUAUGUCUGUAGUGUGUGGGUUUCUCUAUGUGUGUAUAUAUAUAUAUAUAUAUAUGUACAUUGAGGCAAAGUGCUGUUGCUCUCUGUGGUCAGUGGAGGCAGGAGGAGGAGGGCAGUGGCCAGCUGGGGUUUGCGAGCAGGGCUGGCUGCACGUUGGCCAGAUGCCUGACAUCUGUCUUGGGGGAUUCUUUCUCCCAAAACAAGAUCCGUGUCUCUCAGCUGAAUUCUCCGUGUGUCUCCUACCUUCUCCCACCCAGAGCAGAAAUGGGGCCUUGCUGUGAUUACCGGCUGCCUUCUAUGGGGGUUCAGCAAUGAGUUACUGCAGAACUAAAUUCAAGCCUUUGUUUCUUGGUUCCUGGAUGAAGAAGGGGUGGCCAGGCUCCCAGACCUGCAUCUUUCUUCCUUCCAGCGUGGCUCACGCUGCAGAAGUAGAGGCUAACUCAGCCGCGGGGCUAAAGCAAGCCGCUGGUGCACAUAUCCAGCGCAUCCGUCGGCACCCUUCCGCCCAGCCAGGCCGUGAGCUCUGUGGCCAAAGGCUCCCCUACUGCGGAGCCACCUGUGCUAGCGCCAAGCUGCCGGCUCUAUUUAUACCGUCCCCGGCUCAGCACUCUGUGCAGCGCUGUUCCACAGCGGCUGAUUGGAUCCUCCUUUGCUUUUGUGGGAGCUAAUUCUCCAGAUUGAUUAAUUACCACUUGUGCGGAGCCGCCUGUGGCUUUCCCGCACUCACCACGUGCUGCCUGCCGACUCUUCUCUGCCCUGGGGCCUUCGUCCUCCGGUGGACCUGAGCUGCAGGGGGAUGGGCUCAGGUGAAGCGAGGGCGCCUCUGGCUGCUGGGGCCUGGGACGCUCUGGAUCCUGCCCUCUUUGCCGAGUUCUAUUCUGUGGCUGAGGCGUAGGAAUGAAGGCGGGAGAGGUGGUGAGUAGGGUCUGGGCACUGACUCUUCCUCUGCCAAAGUCUGGUCCUGGUUCAAACUCGUAGCAUCCAGAAGCUUCCUGAGAUCAUCUUCCCACUAAGAUGUCUCUCUGCCGGUAAGAUAUGGUGCUGCCCAAGGGCAGGGCAGAAGGCCCCGAGGACGGGGUGGAGGGGAGAUCUGCCCCUCCCCCCUCUUGUGUAGGAGCCCCCUUUCUGGCUUGGCUUAGAAUGAAGGUUCCUUGAAGUAUUUCCUUCUUGGUGCUGCUGUCUUGGUGGGUUUGGGGGCACCCACCUCUCCCGAGUUCCCUGCUUGGACGUGAGCCACGGCAGCAUUGGACGGCUUCUGCUGGUCUCAUGCAGCUGCCAUGGGCUUGGCCCAGUGACCUCGCAGGAUGAGGCCUUGGAUGGCUGCUGUCUCUUCUUGGCGUUUCCAUCUUAGGGGAUGGGCUUCUUCUGUGCCGCACCGGCCCUGGUCCUUCCUUUCACCCAGGGAGCUGAGGACCAGCUCCACCCUUGAGGUUUACCGUGCAAGUAACACCACCGCAGUUCCUUUCUGAACACAUCUGAAGGGGUCAUGGUGAGAGAGGCACACAGGGGCUUCUGAGACUGGGCCGUGCACCCUUGGGGUGGAACCUGGGCCUUCCGGUUGAUGUGCUUCUCUGGGGCGUCGGAAUCCGCUUGACCACUGAGCACCAGCUCUGCGAGAUGGAAGAGCACACAACUCUUUGUGUUCUUUUUUCCAGGUAGCACACCCUCUGCCCCCGCGUCGUGAUGUGCUGCUCACUUGGGCGUCUCUCCUGGGGGAUGACGGGAGCCGGCUUACCUGAGGUGUUGGGGUGGGAGGUGGGGGCUUACCGCAAGCUGACGUGCAGCCUUUGUGCACUGGCAGUGUGAGAUUUCUACCCCAGAGGAGCUCACGGGGCUCAGCCAGGCCCUGGGAUGCACUGGGAUGUGGGCAUCAGGCUGUCAGCCUUCAGGAUGAAUUUGGCCUACUUUUCUGAGCACCCUCCUGGGAAUUCCAGCCCUCGGGUUAGAAAAGAAGAGGAGAUGAGGUAGAAGGCUUUGCUUCUUUCAGAUGUCAUGAGAGGCUGAGAUGCUCAGGCCGUGGCUGUGCCUUCCAGGGCACCCCCGUGCUAACCCGGGUGCUGACGCCUCCUCCGCUUCCUCUGGCAGUGCCCAUGACCUCAGCACGUAGACCCAACACGGGGAGCCGUGCUUUUCGCUGGUCACUGAAUGGCCGCUGUGCUGUGGCUUCCCUGGCUAGGGCAGGGAUGUCAGGUCUGCCCAUCUCUCAGUGGCCUGCCACUCAUUCAGCUCCCAUGAGGGCUUCCUCCUGUGACAGUGUCCUCGGAGGCCAGCAGCCCUCCUGCAGCCCGUGGACGGCGAUGGGAUUGGUGGAACGCAGUUCCCUCUCUCCGUGGAUAGAGGGCGAAGAUGUCACAGUCACAAGUUUAGGUGCUGGGUGUGGGCAUGUGUGACAGCGUGGUUGUGGGCAUGUGGGUGAUGGGGGUGUAACCACCUCUAGGGACCAGUGUCCUUCAUAGUCUGCCUUUGAACAAUGGCAGUGACUACUGAUCAGCUUCUUAGGACUUCUGCACUCAUUCUGUAGGAGAUCACGCCUUCCAAACUUCCGCUUUUACGGUCUGGCGGCCUUGCAGUAGAUACGACUCAGAUGUAAACCUGCUUCUGUGUCUCAGAUGUCUGUCUGCCCCUUCAGCAUCGCGGCUGAGAACUGUGGCUGUUGUGGUGUCAGGUGACCCACAGACCAGGAAGAGGGUGAAACGGUUCUUAGCGGGGCCUGGACAACUGCAUUUGCGUGGGGAGAGAAGAUGUACGACGAGGCAGAGAGGCGAAGCCUGUCUCGAUUUGCUGGUGGGCUGCCGUGGGCUCCCUGGUGCUGAGCGGGGUCCUGUGCUGGAUUGUUGGGGUGGCUCUGGGCCCAGCAUCUGGGAGUGGCCCUGCCUGCUGCCAGUCUACCUCUAAGCAGCUUCCCUGGAGAGACUGGGGGUAGGACAGGCCUUUUGAGAUCCUACUUUCUUAGCAGGAAGGACGCCUUUUUCCUAGCAGGCUGGCGGGGUCUGUGCCCUCCUUUGAGGUGCCUAGUCCCACAACCAUGCGCUCGGGGGAAGACUGAAGCCGGGUGGAUUGAGCCGAGUAUUUCUUGUUAUUUUUCCAUGCUCUCUGUCUUUAUUUUUGAUUUGUGAUCUAAAAUAUUUGGGGUUGAACUGAUUUAAUUUAUUCCUCUGCCCUUUUUGUGCCGAGGAAACUGGGGUAAGGUUCAAAUGUGAAAUUUUUCUGAUUUUAUUUGGGGUGGGGGACAAGGUUGACGAAACAGUAGCUUCUAGGGAGAAACAGAUUUCACGGAGCCUUCAGCAUCUUUGGCAUUGCCCACGAUCUGAAUCUCCAGGGCUGAAGACUGCGUGGCUGGAAUCUGUUUCUUCCCAUUUUGUUAGCAAAAGCCUUUUCCAGGCUUGGGGGUGGGGUGGGGGAAGAAUUGUACAUAAAGUACAUUUUAUUAAUCUGUAGAGAAACCUAUGAAAAGAAAAGCUAAUGGUUAAUCUUGGGCUUGCUUUGCUUGCAUGUAAAGGAGCUUUGGGGGCACUGCAGGGAUGGUUGGGGAGCUGCAGGAAGGGGCACAGGGUGGAGCCGAGCGGGUCAUGGAAGGCCCUGUUGAGUCCAACCUCUGGAGCUGUGCAGAUUCCCACCGGGGCUUCUAACCCGGCCCUGCCUGGGUAUCUUCUUCGGAUAAAGUGGAUCUAGUAGGCAGUGUGUAGAGCCCCAUGUGGCUGUGUGUAUUGCUUUAGGGAGAGGGCCAAAGAGGUGUCUUAUUGGCCAGCUCUAGAUUGACUAGGGUAAUGGAUGGGGCACUGGUGUUUCAGGAGGGGGAGUUGGAGAACUGGAGGGUGGAGGGGAGGCCUGUGUGCUUUGCCAGGUGUUGGUGAGGCUGGAAGGGGCACAGAGGGUGAGGUCAGGCAUGGGUUAGGAUGGUGAGACCACCCCAGGGGACACCAAGUCUCAGCAUCUCUUUGAGUCAUGUGAUAACUUAGUUACUUGUAAGGGUGCAGGGUACACACUGGGGGAUCAUCCCAAGAGGACGAAGAAUGAUUGCCUGGUGGGCGUCUGGCUGGGGAGUGGUGGCCAUGCAGGGCGUGUGGGAGGGGGAUCUGGGCAUCAGGGACAGAUUGUGGGGUGGGGUCCUGCAUGUGAACGCAGACUGGAUCUUGGGAGAGGUCUUGCUUCUUAGCUAGAUCUUCCUUGCUUCUUCUAACACUAAGUGCCCAAACCAAACAUGGACAUCUUCUUUAUAUUGUAUUUCAACUUCAUUUGUUUUCGGGGCUCCUCAGGCCCAAAGCUGAGAAACUUGUCUUGAGAUGCCCAUCCUAUCACCAGCUCUUCAUCAGUGGAGAAGGAAGUGCCAUUCUCAUUUUCCUAAGCUGCAGUGGUGGGUUGCCUCUCCGUCCACAAUCUGAAAAUGUUCAUGGGCCUUGGUGAUGGUGAUGGUGAUGGAGAGGGGGAGCUGGAGCCUGACGUGCCUUCAUCCCCCUUUCCUCUUGAGGUAGAGAGGCUCCCUUCAGGCCACGAAGUUGCACAGUGGCUUCGUGAGGCCUUCUCUUUACUUUCUCUUCUUUUGAUAGGCUAAAGUCACUAGUCUGUGGUGGAGGUGGGAGGGCAGAAGAGUUUCACCUGAAACUCUGGGCUUGACCAGCCAUUCUUCUCUCUGUAAUGUCUCCAGCUCUGCUUCUUUUUAGAUUAAGAGGCAGAAUUAAAAAUCUCUUCUUUAGAAGAAGUCAGUAAACCAAGGAUCAAAGCCCAGAUUGGACUUUCGCACUCUUACCAGCUUGCUGUUUGGCUAGGGGUACCAAUCACCACCCUUCCCUCUGACUGCGAGUGAAUCCACACUGGUUCAGAGCCUUAUUUCUGGGUUCCUGUCUGUACUCUCAAAACCUUCUUUCAGGAGCAAGUAUAAUAACCCCACCAGAUGUUCUGUGUGUUGGGUUGCCGAGAAGGUGGAAGUUUUUUUCAACCUCAUUUUAAGCUGUUAGAAAAACACUCAGUAGAUUGAAUUUGGUCCAAAGGCACCACCAUCCCCUGAGGGAUCCCAUGUAGGAUAAGGACAAACGAAGCAUCCAUACAGGGGUCAUUAAUGGCUGCUCACAUCUUAGAGAAGGAAGAGUCUGGGUAUCUUGGUUGCCAUAUACUCUGGUGGAACAGUGGCCAGUCAUUAAAAUCACAUGGGUGUUGUCUUCUGCGGCGUAGAAGACGGUAGUAGUAGUUAGGGUUUCGGACGAGAGCUGGUGAAAAGCUACCGGCUUUGGAGCCCUGGCUGGGAGAGCUAGAUUGGACAGUUUUAACCCCGUGGCUCAAAUGCUCAGCUCCUGUCACUGGUCCUUGGUUGUCACCAUUCCCAUCACACUAGAUGGGGACGUGAAUGGCUGCCUGGGCCUGCCUUUCUUUCGGGUCUUGAAGAAGUGUGCUUCACCAGUCCUACCUUUCCGUGGCACUGGAUUUCCUGGAUUUAUUUUGGGAACUAGGGCAGAUUCUCCCUCGCCACCCCGUAUACACACCAGUUAGCUUCCCUUCCCUUUUCCUUUCCCCACUUCUGUAUGGCUCCAGGGAUCGUGAACAUGUGCAUGGUUUACGAUGGGGAGGUGGUGGGAGGGGCAGGGAAUCUCGGAGGGCAGGGGGUUGGGCUGGGGAGGGGACUUGCGUUUUCGGCCUUAGAAAUGCUGCGGGCAUGCACGUGUGGGGUUUUCACAUAAGCCAUGGGAAGGGCGAGUGCCCAGCCCUCCCCACACUGGUGGUAGAACCUAGGGCUUUGGCCUCCUUUUGGCAUAGGGGUGUAUGAAGCUGUAUUUCUGGUGGAGGGAUGGGCCUCCUCACGGUCAUCUUGCAGUUCUUGAAAGGGUAGUUGUCAGCCACUCUAUUAGUGAGGUUUUAUAUGGCUUCCCAUGAACAAUGAGAGAUGUGCCAUGGCCGACGGUGUCCUGGCAGGGCUGGAGAAGGGAUUGUCUCAUGUGUCCCUCUGCAGGUACCAGGUUGUCCCCCUGGUCUCUAACCCCCAGCCAGCUGUCUAGUCCAGUGUUUCUUUUCUGGAUUCAGGAAGUAAGUGGGGUGUGUGUGUGUGGGGGGGGGGUGUGUGUAUGUGGUGUGUGUGGUAUAUGUGUGUGGUGUGCAUGUCUGUGUGUGGUGUGCAUGUCUGGUGUGUAUGUGUGUUGUGUGUGGUGUGUGUAUCUGUGUGUGGUGUGUGUGUGGUGUGCGUGUGUGUGGUGUGUCUGGGUGGUGUGUGGUGUGGUGUGUGUAUUGUGUGUGGUAUGUGUUGUGCAUAUUGUGUGGUGUGUUGUGUGUGGUGUGUCUAUUGUGCGGUUGUGUAUGUGUGUGGGGUGUGUGUGGUAAGGUGUGUGUGUAUCUGUGGUGUGCGUGUAUGUGUGAUGUGUCUGAUGUGUGUGUGUGUGAUGCAGUGUGUGUGGUGUGUGUUGAGUGUGGUUUGGUGUGUGUGUUAUGUUGCAUGUGGUGUGUGCGUGGUGUGGUGUGUCUGGUGUGUUUGGUGUGGUGUGUCUGGUGUGUCUGGUGUGUGUGUUUGGUGUGGUACAUGUACUGUGUGUGGUGUGUGUGUGUGCUAUGUGUUUUGUGUAUUGUAUGUGGUGUGUUAUUGUGUGUGGUAUGUGUGUACUGUGUGUGGGUGUGGUGUGUGUAUGGCGUGUGUAUGUCUGGUGUGCGUGUGUGUGUGUGAUGUGUCUGGUGUUCGUGUGUGUGUGUGAUGUGUCUGGUGUGCGUGUGUGUGAUGUGUGUGUGUGUUGUGUGGUUUGGUAUGUGUGUUGUAUUGUGUGUGGUGUGUUGUGUGUGUGUGUUGUGUGUGUGUGGUGCGUGUGUGGUGUGUGUGUGUGUUUGUGUGUGUGGUGUGGUGUGUCUGUUGUGUGUGGUGUGUGUGAGAGAGAUUUGUACAGACAUGCUGAUUUGCCUGCGUAGCGUCAGGCCCAGGAGACCCUCCUUUGUUUGGCUCUUUUGCUAGACAACUUCUGUUUGGGUAGGAGGGUCAAAUUAGUAAUGCACCAUCCUUAAUGUAUUUUUUAUGGAGACUGUACAUAAAAUUAUAUAAAUCUACAGAAUUGGUUCUAUUUUAAGGAGAGAGGGGAAUGUAUGUGGGAGGCAAGGAUCAGAUACGAUCGUGGAGACCGGGAGCUUCGGGCAAGUGGCACUCGUGGGGCGUGGGGAGCGGGAGGGCAAGAGAUGAGUGCCGGGCAAGAUGGGCAGGGGCCCAUGCCCUCUGCACACAUAUAUAAAUAUAAAGAACACCUAGAUAAAGUCUAUAUAUCUCUAUAUCUAUAUGAAGUCAUAAUUUGCUUUAUUUUUGUACCUGUGCUUAGAUAUGUUUUGAGCAGUGCUACCUUCCCAGGCAGUCUGGGAUACUAGCUCAUGCCUUGACGCCACCUCCUUCCCUGCUCUUCCUUUGAUAUUCUCUCUGUUCAGAGUUGCUUGGGUCUUUCUGAUGGAAAUGUGUAUAUAUGAAAAGUUUGUAAAAUAACAAAACAAAUAACCCACCUGCAGGAAGGACAAGUGAGCUGAAGGUUGUGUGGAGCUGCAGGAUCUGAUAGCCCUAAAGCACCAGGACCAGCGUGUCUCUUGCCACUUGGGAGGGAUGUUGACUUGAACGUCUUUGCAGAGGUGCUUAACAGGGCAAGGCUGAGGAGAUGAAAACUGUGACUCCAUCCCCAUGUGGCUGUGGAAAGGUAACCAGUUCCUCAGAGAAAACCUGGCUUCACAGCAUUAGAAAGGGGGUGGUUGAGACUACCUAGGGACCUGCGGUGACACCUGUCUUGGUUUGUAGCUCAGACAGCUCAGACAGCUCAUAGAGGGCAUGGCAAUGGGAGAGUUUGUGAGGCUGGCUGCCUGGGCUUGGUCUUGGAGAACACAUGGCCUGUUUAGUGUUGCUGCAGAUUCUCAGAGCCAGUGUGAAUGUGGUAUGUAGUAUAAAUAUGUCAUCUAUGUUGUUUUCAGUUAUUUUUAAUUGGAAAAUAAAGUGCCAUUGCAAAUAGGACGGUCCAAUCCUGGGACACUGAGUGGAAGAUGAGGAGGGAGAGAUGAACUGUGGGCCGGCCUGGGAGAGUGGGUCUUAGUGGGACCUUCCUUCUGGCCUCCAGCCAGGGACUUACAAAACCGAACAAUGUAUUGGCAGAACUGGACCCAUGAUGGGAGAUUCUGGGGAGCGGGAGUUCACUUGUAUCUGAGCAGGAAGCAGUGUGCCCUGAAGAAUACCUCUCUGAGCAAAUUCCAGACCUCACACAUAUGCAAGGGCUCUGCCUUGCAGCCUCAGCAAGCGUCUCCUGGUGCUAGCUCCUUCCUGACUUGCCCGGAGCUCGGAGUGAUGUAUUUGAAGCCGGUGCUGGGCCAGAUGGUGCAGGCAGUGAGGAGAGACUCAGGACUGCAACCUUUCGGCUCCUUAUUCCUGCUCAUCACUCAGAAAAGGGCAGUACUAACCCCUUUCCUAACCAAGAGGUGGCACUCCCUAAGAGCUCUUGUCUAUAGAGUUUGGUCCUUAGAGGAAAGCAGAUGCCUUCAGCGUGAGAAGGGCUUGGUUGACAGUUUUGGGGUAUUAUGGGAAGAGUAGGUUGGGGUAAAGCUUGAGUCUAACUCUUGAUCCUUACCUGGACCUAUGAGGCCCUGCCAUUCAGUCAGGCACUGUCCUUGGGUCCUCAAAUUAACUGCUGAGAACACUCCCCACUUUCCGAGGACGCUGAUGGGAAAUGGGCUCUGUCCAUGCAGCUGGAAGGAUCCAGUGCUGGUGCCACUGUCAGUGUGUCCAUCCUUGCCUUGAAUGAUCUUUCUUGCAGGCUCCUGCAGCUGAGUGUUUCUUGUAAGAUUUUUCAGGGGGAUUGGGCAAGAAGAAGAGGUGCAAAUUCUGUUCCCUUCCCACCUUGAAGCCUUCCCAGGCCACCACGGUCUCUGCACAAGGGAGGCUCCCAUUACCGUUCUGUUGGCUCCUAGACCCACCACCGCCUCUCUUUCUGUGGACUCUGCCCGACUUCUGGCCACAUGCAACCAGCAGAGUAAACUGCUCCAGCACCACGGGCAUGUCCUAGGGCUUGCCCUCCCACCAGGGCCAGCCCAAGAUUAGGUCCUCAGCAGCAUCAAGGUCUGGGAGAGCCACUGGCCCACAUGUCACCAUUCUAUUCCUCAGCCUCCAACUGGACUCUUCAUUUUGGGGAGGGAAAGGGAAGAUGGGGCCAUAGCCCCUACCUUGAAAUUGUACAGUGUGGAGGGGAUGUCAGUGCCUACCUGUGACCUUUCUGCUCCACUGCUCAGCAAGAUGAGGUAAGGGUGGGUGUCAGAGGGGACCUCCAGCUUCUCUGAAGAGCCAGCCCUUAAGGCACUUGGAGCAAAGGUCAUUGAGAUCAGCUUUAUGUGGAGUAAGGAGGAGGCCUGGGAACCGCUUGUGGCAUCAGUUGGGGCGACAGGUGGAUGAGUGUGCUCUGAUGGAGCUUUUACGGCCCACAGCCACUGCCAGGAGCCUGAGCUCUUCCCCAUGCUUGGGACACGUUCCUUGGUCCCCACAGCAGAAUGGACAUUGAAUUUUGGUGCUUUUCCCUUUUGGUAGAAGGUGGAGGUAUCUGAGGAGUUGUUUCUGUCUUGCUACCUCUGUCUGCUAUAUAGAGCAAGAGUCGGGAAUAGGGAGAUGUGUGAGAAUCACUCUCCCAUGGAUCAGUGUGGGCCCUGUCCCUCUUCCCCACUGUCACCAACCAACAGCUUGGGGAAAAGGCUCUGUCUUGGAUUUUUGCUGCGCGCUUCCACUCUUCUUGGCGGUAGAUGUUCAUGUUGAUCCACUUUGGGCGGUCUGAAAGUAGGAGGUGGGGGAAGAGGCAAGCCUGCACAGCACACUUCCUGUCCAUAGGGGGUUGCCUGUGGCAUUGGAGGGUGGAGUCUCAGAGUCCAGGGACUGGGAGGAAGGUACUUGAUGGGAUAGUCUUGAUUCUGGAACUUUAGACUGAGGUGUUAGAAAGGGGAAUUGUUGGCUAGGGGAGAAGAGCAGUUUAACGCUCCACUUGCUAAGUGGUCUGUAUCAGUGUCAGAAGGUCUUGACCUCCCAUUCAGAUUUAAUUUCCUAACUGCCAUGUGUGGGGCUGGGGAUAGAGGGCCCAGAAGGGGGCGCAGUCACUGACGUGAAGGGACCACAUCCCGCUUCAUGUCAGCGACUCCUGCCCCUUGGUCUUCAGUGUUUUUCUCUUCCCCAGGAGGGACUUUGAUCAUGCAGGAUAGAAUUCUCCCAUCCCACACCUGGGGGCAAGUUUUAGAUGAGCUUCUUUCCUCCAUUUCACCUGGUGGUCCGAGGACACACAGAGGGUGGGGGUGAGCAGGCAUUGUGGGUGGGGAGGGGCUCCUGAUGCUACCUCCCCCAGACCCCUUACAAACUCUGUACUUCUCGGUGCGCGGCAGCCUCUUGCUGUAGUUCUUCUUUUCUGGAUAUGACUGUCAGUUUCGUCAUGAGAUUUCUUGCUCUCAUUUCGAACUCUUUCUUUCUUCCACUUUCUUUGGGGGUGACCCCCGAUCCAUGCCAGGUCUUCCUGUGAAGACCGUUCCAACCUCGUUUCCAUUUCUUGAAUGUUGAGUAUUACAACAUCACUGCGCUAGGGUGCUUCAUGGUGCUGUUCUCGAAGAGGCCAGUUGGGCUGAAUCUCCUUCCUCCCACUGGCUCCUGAUAUCUUGCUGUAUUUUGUCUUCUUUCUGAUUUUUCCCUAGGGGUUUGGGGUGGGUGACUUAGGGGCGGCUUUUGUGUUCUCCCUCUCUCUCUUUCUUUUCUGUAUGUAUGUAUGGACUGGUUAAAAAGUGAGUUUGGGCAGCUGACUUUAUGGUAUGGGUUGGCUGACUUUUGUUCAACAUUAAAGACAAACCAACAAAUUGUACAGCUGCACACAGAACACCUUUGAGUGUGAACUUGAAUGGCAACUAGAGGCUUACUUUUUGAACUUCAGGUAUGUAACUCAAAAGUAAAUAAAAACACUAUUUUUUCAGUAA
Molecule: messenger RNA, 20938 nt
Organism: Gorilla gorilla gorilla (western lowland gorilla)
Lineage: Eukaryota; Metazoa; Chordata; Mammalia; Primates; Hominidae
Gene: IGSF9B
Product: immunoglobulin superfamily member 9B
Exons: 19
Coding region: 5730-9581 (1283 amino acids)
Cellular component (GO): neuron projection
Molecular function (GO): protein binding
Source: RefSeq, a predicted model, not a curated record